AUGACCACUAAUAUUAUCUAUCUAUCUAUCUAUCUAUCUAUCUAUCUAUCUAUCUAUCUAUCUAUCUAUCUAUCUAUCUAUCUCUCUCUCUCUCUCUCUCUCUAUAUAUAUAUAUAUAUAUAUAUAUAUAUAUAUAUAUAUAUACAUAUAUACACCUAUAUAUCGAAGAGAUUUGGUAAAAAGCGUGCUCAGUAUAAAAACAAUACCUAUCUAUCUAUCUAUCUAUCUAUCUAUCUAUCUAUCUAUCUAAAUUGUUUCUCUUACGGUCUAUCGUUCUCUUUGUAUCUAUUCUUUAUCAGACAUUACACAUUUAUUUAUCUCUGUUUAUAUGCAUUUAUGAAACAACUGAUCAACUUGGAUGAGUCAGUCAUUAUCUAUCUCAGUCCUAUCUAUCUAUCUAUCUAUCUAUCUAUCUAUCUAUCUAUCUAUCUAUCUAUCUAUCUAUCUCAGUCUGGUCAUAUCUAUCUAUUUAUCUAUCUAUAUAUAAUAUCCUAUCUAUCUAUCUAUCUAUCUAUCUAUCUAUCUAUCUAUCUAUCUAUCUAUCUAUCUAAAUCUGUUCAUAUCUAUCUAUCUAUCUAUCUAUCUAUCUAUCUAUCUAUCUAUCUAUCUAUCUAUCUAAAUCUGUUCAUAUAUAUCUAUCUAUCUAAAUCUGUUCAUAUCUAUCUAUCUAUCUAUCUAUCUAUCUAA
This is a messenger RNA of Acanthosepion pharaonis, 687 nucleotides long. The record is from the annotation of a GenBank genome assembly. NCBI's taxonomy places the organism in Eukaryota, Metazoa, Mollusca, Cephalopoda, Sepiida, Sepiidae.